This is a messenger RNA of Penicillium waksmanii, 999 nucleotides long. RefSeq lists its product as uncharacterized. The record is from RefSeq and is a predicted model, not a curated record. The transcript is spliced from 5 exons. NCBI's taxonomy places the organism in Eukaryota, Fungi, Ascomycota, Eurotiomycetes, Eurotiales, Aspergillaceae. The coding region runs from base 1 to 999 and encodes 332 amino acids.
AUGCAUCUGAUUUCGCGGUUGGCGCUUGUGGCGCCGCUGGCAGCACUGCCUUUCAUUCCGUCCGUUGGUGCCGCAACCAUCCCGCAGUAUGUAUACGACUACGCACCUCUUAUCUGGUUACAUAGCCAGGAUCCAUAUCGGCCUAGCGAUCUACAACAACAAGUAGACCAUACCACCCCGCAGGUGAACUGGACGACUAUCGCGAGCGCGCCGUUGCCUCUGACGCUGGAUAAUCUCGACCAACUUAAUGACCUGGGAAACACGAGUGUUUAUCUUACCUCGCACGAAGGUAUCGAUGCGAGUCCGGAACCGGCUUGGUUUAGAGGUAUCACUCCGGAUAAGCAGGGACGUUUGACGAAUGGAUCUGGGAGUGUUAUUGUCUUGGUAGAUCAUGGCAGUGGAAACGUCGAUGCGUUCUACUUUUACUUCUACGCAUAUAACAAGGGCGAUAAGGUACUUGGCUUGGAAUUUGGUGAUCAUAUGGGUGAUUGGGAACACAAUAUGAUCCGCUUCUCCAACGGCGCCCCACAGGCUAUAUGGUACAGCCAACACGCCAGUGGCCAGGCGUUCACCUACAGUGCAGUGGAGAAAAAGGGAAUCCGGCCAUACGCAUACUCUGGAAAUGGCACACACGCUAACUAUGUUAUUGCCGGAAAACACGACCACACAAUUCCCGGCGUCAACCUCCCUAAUGGUUUCCUCGUGGACUACGCAGACCGUGGUCUUGAGUGGGACCCUGUUUUCAAUGCAUACUCGUACACUUAUAACACGACGACCCUCAGCUUUGAAGCAGCUAGCCCUGGGGCCCCGUUGGGAUUGGUGAACUUCAAUGGGAAAUGGGGAGACGACCAGCCGCCGGGGGAGCCGUCGAUCUUUGGCGAGGCGAAGUAUGUCGCUGGGCCGAAUGGGCCAAAGUUUAAGACGUUGGAUCGGAAGCAUGUGUGUCCGUCGACUCCUUGUAUUGUUCUUCCGUUUAAAAUCUGGGUGGGGAAGGAGUGA